Messenger RNA from Ceratina calcarata, 3790 nucleotides. RefSeq names its product tyrosine kinase receptor Cad96Ca (gene Cad96Ca). Gene Ontology annotation, biological process: positive regulation of kinase activity; multicellular organism development; cell surface receptor protein tyrosine kinase signaling pathway. Gene Ontology annotation, molecular function: ATP binding; transmembrane receptor protein tyrosine kinase activity; calcium ion binding. Lineage: Eukaryota; Metazoa; Arthropoda; Insecta; Hymenoptera; Apidae. Bases 734 to 2620 code for a protein of 628 amino acids. The transcript is spliced from 8 exons. The record is from RefSeq and is a predicted model, not a curated record. Gene Ontology annotation, cellular component: signaling receptor complex; plasma membrane.
UAGAGUCAGUCUGCUCGCGGCAUCGUCGCGGGCUCCAAAAGCGGCUAGCCGUCGUCGAACGAUGCCCGAAAUCGGUACCACCGGUACCGAGCAGUGAUACGAAACGUCGUCUCCUUUUCCGUAGCGAGGCAGUGAAAAAGGUGAUAGAACGAGUCGAACCGAUUGACAACAGCGCGGUGAUCCAUAGGCGAAUCGAGGAUCGUGAUGAGCCCGAACACACGGCGGCGAUCCAGGCCGAGGGAUUCGAAUCGGUUUUCGAAAUCGGUGAUAGCGGCGCCGCGUCCGAUGCAUUCGUGAUCUACGCUGGGUCGCUCUAAAAACCUGUGCCGGUUAAUUAUCCGAGAGAAAGUCGACGGGAAGGCCACUUGGCGCGUUCUCCGACCGGUCAACGGGCACCACCUGACUCGUGAUUCUAAACGAACUCUCCGCUGUGAUCAAACUGUGAAAUUCGUCUCGGUAAAACCGGCGACGGAUACGUGCGGUGAAACGUUCGCAGUGAAAAUCGCGAGUUCCGCUUAGAAAUUCGAGGAAUGCGUUCCAUCUGCAAUCGUUUCUUGUUAGAGCUGACGAGUGACUGGCACGAGGGGCAUGGAGAACGGAAGAAAUCGCCGUAAAAAAGUAUAACAGAUGCGACCAUCGUCAAAGGAUUUUACCGUCUCGCUUCUAGGAUAUUGCCUAGCGUAGUCGGAGGAUUGACAAUUUCGCGAUAGACAAAGUGGACAAAUGUAGCGCGAUGUUUGUCAGAUUGACCAUCGUCGUCGCGGCGUUCUGCCUCUGCCACGGAGUCGGAAGUCAAUUCAGCGACAACACGCCACCGGUGAUGUGGAUAGACCGAAAUUUGGUGCUCCUGGAUUCGGAGCCGGUGGGGAGCGUGGUGACUAGGGCCCGGGCCGAGGACAAUGAGCAGGAUCAGCUCACCUAUGGCCUGGAACAGCUCGGGCACAACUACAACGGAAACGACAGUCCACAGCCGCCGCUCCCAUUCUUCAUCGACAAUAGCACCGGCGUCAUCUACAUUAAUGAAACGCUCAAAGGCAGAGGAGGGCAGAACCUGUUCCUUUACGUGACCGUCUCCGACGGUCAGCUCACGACAAAGACCGAGGCCUUCAUCACUAUCAAGAACUCUUCAAGCCCCAAUGGAGGACACAUCAGGAGCCCGUUUCCGGGUCAACUCGGUAACGGCGGUAGACUGCGACCACCAUUGCUGACCCUGCCCAACCUGAGCUACCCCAGACCCCAUAAAUCGGUGAUGACGCCCGGCGUGCAAAAAACGACCAAGUUACAGCCCGAGGACGCGAAACAGGCGGGCGAGGGUGACCCCGCGGCGUCUGGGACCACCGGUGCUCCGGCCCAGCAGCCCGUCGAGGAGAACGAGGUCGAGGGGCCACCGCUCAGCUCGAAAAUCGCACCUGCCGAGGCACCGCCUUCUCAAGAUAUAGCGAUCACCGUCGUACCCGUCACGGCCGUCUGUGUUCUCUUGGUGGGCCUCGGCAUGGGCGCAUGGUCCCUUAGAAACAGAUUUUGCGGUAACAGGAAGACCAAGGAAGACACGAAAGAACAAGCGUCGGUCAGUGUGUCGAAUAUAUCGGACGACCCGUCGCUGGUUCUGAAGAGAUGGCGAGGCCCGAAGGCGCACAACAAUCGUUACGAGCCGUGGGAGAAGGAAAAUCAAGCCACGCAAAAUAAGCAAGAAGACAAAUGGGAAUUUCCCAGACACCGGUUGAAGGUUUUCAACAUUCUCGGGGAGGGUUGCUUCGGUCAAGUGUGGAAAUGCGAGGCGUUGGAUAUCGAUGGGAAAUCCGGGGCGACCAUCGUAGCCGUGAAGACGUUGAAAGAAAACGCGACCGAAAGAGAGCGGCUGGAUCUAGCGCAAGAGUUGCGGGUCAUGAAAAAUUUGGACCCUCACCCGAACGUGGUCCGCUUGUUAGGUUGCUGCACCGAACGCGAACCGAUGUUCGUGAUCCUAGAAUACGUGAGCGGCGGUAAGCUGCAAAGCUUCCUCAGGGCUUCCCGGGAAGAGAGGAAUCACGGGGGUCCGGGACUUACGUCCAGGGAUUUAACCGGAUUCGUUUAUCAGAUCGCCAAAGGUAUGGAGUACCUGGCUUCCAAAGGGAUUAUCCACAGGGAUCUAGCCGCGAGGAACAUAUUGAUCGACGAGAAUCGCGCGUGCAAAGUCGCAGACUUCGGAUUCGCUAGAGACGUGGCCGCUAAUCAAAUAUAUGAAAGGAAGUCUGAAGGCCGUCUACCGAUCAGAUGGAUGGCCCCGGAGAGCUUGUACGAUAACAUAUUCUCCGUGAAAUCGGAUAUUUGGAGUUUCGGCGUAUUGAUAUGGGAAAUCGUUACCCUGGGGUCUACGCCUUAUCCCGGACUAGCAGCAGCCGAGGUGAUGAGGAGGAUCAAGGAAGGCUACAGGCUGGACAGGCCAGAGCAUUGCAAGAGGGAGCUAUAUAAUAUAAUGUAUUAUUGCUGGGACAAAGAUCCAGCGUGUAGGCCUUCCUUCAGUGAACUUGUUGGAUUGACAGAAGGCCUGCUGCUGGAUGAGACCGAUUAUAUCGAAUUGGACAGGUUCCCAGAUCAUUCGUAUUACAACGUGCUCAAUCUCAGUGGAGAAAAGUUGUAAAUGUAACGUCUAAACUAUAUUUAAAACUCGACCGAGCCCGGGCAGCGGAUACGAUAAGAUAAUUGAAACUCCGCCCGUAGUAAAGCAUACAAAGUCUAUUGCAAUAUUUAAAUUAUAAAGAUAUUCCUAUCUAAAACAUUAAUAUUGACAUUGUACGUGAUUUACUUCGCAACGUACACGUCGCUCAAAAAUUAGUUUCAUAUUCGACGUUAUCAUUAAAUGUUUUUAAUCUAAUAGUAUUGCAUAAGCACGCUGCAUAUUUAUAAUUCAAUUUCAAGCAUACGUUCGUGAUUUAAACCUCCGAUAAGUGUGCCUUCUGAUAUUGUAUACAGGGUGGACCGGAUAGGGGGUGAUACUACGUUAAAAAAGAAGAAAAUAUUUUUUCAAACAGAGCUCCGUUUUCGUGGAAAUUGACUUCAAAGCUUGUAAACGAUUUACGGCAGUGGGAUUAUUAUUGCAAGCUGCCGAAGCAAGUAACAUAUCAAUAUACUCUCGAUUGGAAUAUCUUACCAUAGCUUAGUGAUAAGUUAAUCAGGCUAAAGUCAAUGAAAAGAAGCGAACUAUUACGUAGUUUGAUAAACUAUGACUCUUAUCGUAAACCGAACUGUAUGCACACUUUUCUAUCCUUAUCAAUAUUUAUGAAUACUAAUCUAAAUACAGACAAUUAGAGCAGUAGAAUAUGCGAUAAGCAAAUUAUAUUAAUUAGUUUACAAGUAAAACAGACUUUGAAGUGGAUUUUCACAAAAACGGAGCUCCCGUUUAAAAAAUGUUAUACCAAAAUAUUUUCUUCUUUUUUAACAUAGAAUCACUCUCUGCCUGUAUUACGAUUUCCGGUCCACCCUGUAUAUUAAUUAAGCGACGAAACUUCUAUUACGUUUCACAUCUUGAACGGGUCGCGAGUAUAAUGAGAAAGAAUGAGCGUCGUGAACUAGUCAAGAGUUCAAAUCGAAUUAUUCUCCGAGAAAUUCCUUAAUUUAAAAAAAAAAACCAUAAAAAUAGACGCUAUAUAUAAUUCAAUGUUAUUAAAUGUAUGAAUUAAGAAACGAUUCCCGCGGACAGCGAAACUUUUCCAUAUGAACACGAACGCGAAUUGUACAUAUGUAUCGAUUAAGACUUUAAAUAAGUUAUUGUGUAACUACUUUUUGUAAGAAUAAAAAACACAUCCUACAA